Messenger RNA from Penicillium argentinense, 1545 nucleotides. Its product is annotated as putative MFS multidrug transporter. The record is from RefSeq and is a predicted model, not a curated record. Gene Ontology annotation, biological process: transmembrane transport. Gene Ontology annotation, molecular function: transmembrane transporter activity. Lineage: Eukaryota; Fungi; Ascomycota; Eurotiomycetes; Eurotiales; Aspergillaceae. The transcript has 2 exons. The coding region runs from base 1 to 1545 and encodes 514 amino acids.
AUGCGAUCAGAAGGAAGGACCAACGCGCCGUUCAAACCCGACACAAACCCAGCAGACCCCGAAGCCGAAAUCCAAUCCACCCCCGAACCACCAUACAGUAUAUUCGACCGCAGGCAAAAAUGGCUUAUAGUGGUGAUAGCCUCGACAGCAGCAACAUUCUCGGGCUUCGCCUCAAAUAUCUAUUUCCCCGCUCUCCCAGCAAUCGCAAACGACCUAAACGUCUCGCUAGAGCUAGUCAGUCUAACGGUGACAUCCUAUCUAAUCUUCCAAGGCCUCGCACCCAGUCUCUGGGGUCCCGUAUCCGAUGUGCGAGGACGACGGAUCGCGUACGCAUGCACCUUCCUCGUUUUCAUUGGUGCUUGUAUCGGGCUCGCUCAGACGAAGAACUACGCUACCCUGAUCGUCUUGAGAUGUCUUCAAAGUACCGGGAGCGCCAGUACCAUCGCCAUUGGGUCUGGCGUUAUCGGCGAUAUCACGACUCGCGCUGAACGUGGGGGGUUCAUGGGGAUUUUCCAGGCUGGUCUCCUUGCGCCUGUCGCUGCUGGGCCAGUUAUUGGAGGUGCGUUGGCUGGAUCUUUGGGGUGGAGGUCGAUUUUCUGGUUCCUCAUGAUCUAUGCGGCUGUUUUUCUGGUUGUGUUGUUGUUUUUUUUGCCUGAGACGCUUCGGUCGCUCGUUGGUAAUGGCAGCGUGCUGUCUUCCAACCCGAUGGUACGGUUUCCGCUGCGGACGUAUCAAAAGCUUUCGAAGGUUGAGAGGUACUCUGGCCCUCCGCCGGAACUUCUGCCUAGGAAGAGUAUUGAUGUUUUUGGUCCUUUCCGCAUCCUCAUUAGCAACCAGGCUGCGCCUAUCAUUUUUUUCCUUGCGAUUUACUACGCCGUGUGGCAGAUGAGCAUCACGGCCAUGUCUUCUCUCUUCAAGGAUCGGUACGGGUUAUCCGAAAUCCAAAUCGGACUGACAUUCAUCGCCAACGGUAUCGGAUCCAUAAUCGGUACACUGAUCACGGGAAAGAUAUUGAACAUCGACUACAGACGCGUGAAGGCCAACUACGAGGCAAUGGUCGGCACGGACGUUGAAGCUGAUAACUCGGUAUCCCGAGUCAAGACCAACGAGGAGGUUUUCCCACUUGAGAAAGCACGACUCCGGCUUGUGCCUGUAUUUUCUCUGCUUCAGUGCUUGUCUCUUCUUCUCUUCGGCUGGACGAUCCAGUAUCCCCAUCGAGUCCAUAUUGCCGUUCCCAUUGUCUCGACCUUCAUCACGGGCUGGACUGCGGUUUCCAUGCAGUCUGUCAUUAUGACCUAUCUGGUGGAUAUCUUUCAUGAGAAGAGUGCUGGGGCGAGUGCUAGUCUUAACUUGGCUCGAUGCUUGUUCGCCGCUGGCGGGACGAGCUUCGUUAUGCCGUUGAUUAGUGCGGUUGGGGUUGGGCUUACGUUCACGAUCUGUGUUAUUGUGCAGGUUGUUGCGUUGAUUGGUCCUCUUGUUCAGUGGAGAUUUGCUGCUAAGUGGAGAAAAGGCACCGAGAAUCGUGACAUGCAGAAUCGGACCUGA